Messenger RNA from Paramecium sonneborni, 1908 nucleotides. NCBI's taxonomy places the organism in Eukaryota, Ciliophora, Oligohymenophorea, Peniculida, Parameciidae. The record is from the annotation of a GenBank genome assembly.
AUGCUUAUUAGAAAUGCUGUGAAGAGAAUAGUUCAGUCUAUAAUCCAAACAAGAUCAUCAUUUCUUCCAAUAAAGCAAUAAAUUUAUAUUCCAACAUUUGUCAUAACACCAAAAUAUGGAUUUUUUUUUAAUGAUAAACAUGAUAAGUAAAUUUUGAUCUUAUUUUUUAGAGAUGAAAAAUAAGCUGAAAUAGAUAAGUUGUAAGAUUAAAUGGAUGAAUGCGAAAAUGAAAAAUAAUAAAUGGAAAUGCUAAGAAAAAUAAUAUAUAUUAGAGAACAAAUGGAUUAAUCAGAAUAAAAAAAAUGUGUUUCAUUACUAUUAGAUAAAAUUGAGUAUGCACGAUAUUUGAUAGAAAAUCAAUAAAUGGAUGAUAAAUUAGUUCAAGAAGUACUUUCUGAUGAUUAUUUGAAUGAUGUGCAUUACAGAAAUGUUGAUUUGUCUAAAUAUCCUUCAAAUUUUAAUGAAUUUUUAUGGCACAAUUUGGCCAUAGGUGUUAUUCCACUUAAAUUUGCUAAGCUAUUUGAUGAUGUAGACCUUUAAGAAAUAGAAUAAUGGUUAAAGUAUUAUCAUAAAAUAUUUGGCAAGAUAAUAUAAAGAAUCUGUGGUGUAUAUAAAAAAUUAUCUAAAUGAUAAUUUUGAUGAAAUUGGUGAGAGUGAAGGAUACUUGACAAAAGAGCAAGGAUUAUCAUAAUAUCAAUACAAUUUAGCUUUUUAUUAUGAAAUGAAAGCUAAAUUAUUGAUAGAAUAAGAUUAAAUCUAAUAAGGAAUUAAGAAUUAUGAAGCUGCUUUAAGGGAAACAGAGAAAUUUAUGGAAAUAGUUAAAUCAUGUAAAUUUUAUAAAUUAGGUAGUAUGUAAUCAUGAAAAUCCAGAAGUGGCAAAUGAAGCAGAAAAAUAAAGAGAGAAAGGAAUAGCUAAAUUUGCAUAGAUAUUUGAAGAUCUUGGAAGUGUAUCAAUUGAAAUCCAAGAAUUUACAGCUGCAAGGCCCUAUUUUGAAAAGGCCAUAGAACUUUAUUUAUAAGUUUUUGGAAAACAUUCUAUUUAAUAUGCUCAAAGUUAUUGUUAAUUAGCUUCAACUUACUAAUUAACAGAUCUAUCAAAAUGUGAAGAAAUGUUAAAAGACUUUCAUGAAUAUUUAGAAAGUUUUAAUUAAGACACAAUAUAUUUAGAAGUUACUAUGAAUUAUUUUUGUAUUUUAGAAGGUUAAGAUAGAGGAACAACUGAACUAUUCAUGAAGAUUUAAGAGAUGAGAGAAAAAUUUGAUAUAGAAAAUGAUUUUUUGAUUGUUGAAUAUGAUAUUUAAGCGAUCAAAUUCGUGAUCAGAAAUGGUUAAUUUUAAUAGAGCUUAUUUGAUUUUUUUGAAGAAUCAAUUUAAUUAUUAGAUUCAUUUGGUAAUCCAAAUAUAAAAGCUGAAAAAUUGUUACUUUUAAGUGAUCUGGCAGAUAAAUUUGUUGAACCUAAUAACAUUUUACAUAAUACAAUUUUAGAAUAAUUACUUGAUGAAUAUGAAGAUGUAAGUUUUAUGAUUGAAAAUGAUUCCUUGUAAUAUAAAUUAGAUAGAUAAAAAGCAUUUCUAGAAUUCAGAUUGAGAGAUACACUUAUGAAUACUGCAGAGGAAAGCUUAGAAAAUUACUAUUUAUUUGUAAAUUAAAUAAUAAAAAUUAGUUUUCAUAUUGGAUAGAGAAAAGAGAAUUUCUUGAAAUGUUAUUUGAAGAUACUGAUGAAAUAAUAUAAUAAGUUUUAGAUCUAAAAAUGCUUACAGUUGCUCAUAAAUUAAUUAAAAAUAUUAUAGAGAUAAUGGAAGAGUCUUAAGAGAAUUCAAAGAGUGAUUACAUAGAUGAAGCUUUGAAUCAUUAUAAAGAGGAAGCAUAAAAUAUAUUUGAUUAGAUUACUGGGAAGUGAAAUUUGUU